Geodia barretti is the source of this 6703-nucleotide messenger RNA. Lineage: Eukaryota; Metazoa; Porifera; Demospongiae; Tetractinellida; Geodiidae. The record is from the annotation of a GenBank genome assembly.
UUACCCAAAGAAGUGAUCAAAGACCAAAAUAUUCACUUGAUACCUCUUUUCCAACUCGUCUUUAAAGUUCAUAUUUCCUUGACAGCAGUUAUCAAAGCAAUUGAUUUGUCUCAAAACCUACAAGAAACAAAUUCAAUGAUAUUUGCCAUUGUAAGCCACUCAGAGUAUCUAAAACAAGAUUCAAAAUGUGGACAAGCAGUAAUGGAUAUGACAGCGGAACUUGUUCGCAUAGCCAUGAUGGAAGGUAGAUCACAACUUGUUGAGCUCUUUUUAGAUAAUUUUUGCUUUGAAGGGGUGCCAAUAAACAUCCCACUUCUUCUAGAGGAAUCGGAUCUAUGCUAUAAACUACACUGGCUCCAAAAGCUGUUUGAGCGAGGUGCUAAUCUGCAGAAAGGUGAUAGAGUCCCUGUAAAAAUUGUCCUCGAAAAGCACCAUGAGCAAAUAAGCAUGAAGCUAGAGAUGAUAAAAUUACUUGUGGAAAAUGGAGCUGACGUAACAUUUUGUCUUCCUAAUACAACAGUCAUACAUGAGGUUGUGAGAUUUGUACUUGGCGAAAAUGGAAGCGUAGAUACACUAGAUUUGGUUUGUAGUAAGUUUGAGUUUCAAAAUGAUGUCAAAGUGUGUGACAUGGAAGGGCGAACACCAUGGCAUCUAGCUCUGGCUGGAAAGCGCAAGAUUGGAAUUGAAGUUUGUAAGGUACUAAGGAAGUAUACUAUUCACCCUAGUAAGAAGGAUAACAAUGGUAGGGGAGCAGAUUAUCGAAUGAAAGUUGAUGAUGAAAGAGUUAUAAUAUUAAGAGAAAGGGAAGCUGAAUUGAUAGGUGAGGAAAGUAAAGAAGGUGCAACAGGUGAAGUGAAAAAAGUAAAGAAGAAGAGAAGAAAGAAGAAGAAGAGCACUCAGGUAGAUGAGGCUAGAGCAUGUGAAAACCAAGAAAGAAAAGUGGAAGAAAAUGAGGAUGUGCCAGGUGUUUUUGGAAAAAAGUGAAGCCUGGCCUAAGGCAGAUGGGUUACAGGAAACUGAGAAACAAGAAACAAAGAGAGAGAUUAAUGAAGAUACGCAUGGUGCCGUCAAGGCCUUGUCAGAAGUAGGAGUAGAGAAAAACCAAGAAGAUGGAAGUGAACAAAAAGGAGAUAACAUAGUUGGAAGUGUUGAAAGUUUACCUGCAUUAGAGCCAUCUAGAGAUAAAAAAUAUGAGGAAGAAAAUGAGGUAAGCAGUGACACACUAGACAGACUCCAAAAAAGUGAAAUAGACGUUCUUGUUAGGCCUGAGGGAGUGAAAAGCAUGAUUAUAGUGAAGCAGGAAUCCGAGACAACUAAUUCUGGGGGACAUCAUGACACUGCAGAAGAUAACAGUGCGACAUCAUCGGACCCAUGGCAUGAUCAAGAGGGAGAAAAGGUAAGUGACAGAGAUCAUUCAGAUAUCGGAACAGGCCUAAAUACUUUGGAAAACGAAGUGAAGGAAGAUCUUCGAUUGUUUCUUCAUGAACUUCACCAACGUGAAGAUGAAUAUUUCUACUUGGUGUCCAAAGACUCCAAACAAACUGAAGUGCACCAUGUUGAUGCUUCCAAUGAAGUCCCACCUAUGCCCCAACAAGGUUUAGCUCAGGAGAAAUCACUGCCAAAUGAAAACUCCCACAAAGAUACAUUACCAAAACAAGGUGAUGAAAAGGAUCAUCUGCCAGAAGUUGAAUCUGAAGAACAAGGCGACGGUUUUGACAGUAGAUCAUGGGAGAUUGAGUGUAGUAAGAAAGUAAUGAAGACAUUGUCAGGGAAAAAGAACAACCAUAUCAAAAAGAUAUUUCUUGCAAAAAUGACGAUUCUGUCACAAGGUGACUUCGUGAAUAAUGAAAAACAUUGUAAGCCAGUUUCAAGCAUCAAGGGCAUUGAGCUUUAUGAGACACGUUUAAAUAAAAAAGACAGGGCAAUCUGGCAAAUAGUACCUCAGCUCUACCAAUUGCCCGGAGAAGCUGACAUAAAGAAAAGAUACCGAGAAAUAAUCCGAGUGUGGGACAUUGUUCUUGACCACGAUGACAUUCAUCACCAUGUGCAAGUAAUCGAAAAGAAUAUUCACGAGAGGGCAUGUCAAGUCCCUGAAAGAUUGAAAGUGAAAUUAAUGAGUACCUCUCCAGCUGAAUCGAAUGUACACAGGAAUAGAAGGGAGCCACGGAUAUUUCUGCCUUGUCACGAUAGUAUGGCAGUGAAUCAGGGUAACGAUGUGGUAAUGUAUAGUCCACCCAUGAACCCAGAUAACUACUCUUUCUGCAUUGCCCACCUCUAUAGCCUCUCUAACUGUGUGGUUAAACUCAUGCUUGAAGAUGGAGACAUUGAGAGAUCAUUUCCCUACAAAGAAUGGCCAGCAGAGCAUGACAUCAUCAAUUUGCCAUACACCAAGGCAGUAUUACUCCUAGGAAGAAGUGGGACAGGAAAGACCACUUGCUGCUUAUAUCGAAUGUGGAAUGAAUACGUAACUUACUGGAGAAAGUUUCCCAGCAGGGCAGAAGAACUAUCUCAACCAGAAAUGAAAAUUGGGAGAGAGGAUGGAGCUAACUCCCCACAACCCCAUUUAUUGCAAGGCGAUGAUGUUUGUUCCCCUGUUGUCAACAGUGAAAGCUCUGAAGACUGCACACAUCCCGAAUCAGAUUGUCCAUUACAUCAGGUGUUUGUCACCAAGAACUAUGUCUUGUGCAGCAGAUUGCGAAAACAAUUUUCCAAGUUUUCAGAUUCAGAAGAAAUUGCUAAACACCACACUAAAAAAAAGCUAGAAGGUUUGCCCAACGACGUAACAGAUAUACAUGACUUAUCUUACCCAUUAUUCCUCACUGCACGACAGUUUUACAUUUUGCUUGAUUAUUCACUGAAGGACGAUAAGUACUUUUUCAAGAGAGACGAAGAAGGAAAUAUGAUUGAAAGAAUAGUGAGCACUGACUAUGACCAUGAAGAUACAUUGUCAGAUACACUGUUUGACCUAGAGGAUGACGUGGAUGAAGAGCCUGUCAUGCUAUAUCCAACCAGUCAUAAAACGACUAUUAUGAGAGAAAGAAGAGAGGUGACUGCCUCAUAUUUCAACAGCCACAUUUGGCCAAAAAUAAAAGGAGUCAAUGAUACAAUGUCAUCUCUGCUUGUGUGGAUGGAAAUUAAAUCCUAUAUUAAGGGUUCCCUUAAGGCAAUUGAGUCCAAAAAUGGUCAUCUUAAUGGAAAAGAGUAUAAAAAGCUUGGUAGAAAGGUGGCUCCCAACUUCACUGGUAACAGAGAAAGAGUAUACGAAUUGUUUGAAUCCUACAAGGCAUAUGUUCAAAAUCACCCAAAUGAAUGUCUCUUUGAUGAAUGUGACCUCAUUCAUCAUGUGUGCAAGAGACUUCCGAAGAUAGAUAAACUAAAAUGGGUGGUACAUAGCCUUUAUAUUGAUGAGGUCCAAGAUUUCACUCAGGGAGAACUCUGGCUUAUGCUUUGCAAUUGCAGAGACCCAAACCGCCUCUUUCUCACUGGAGAUACCGCACAGAGCAUAAUGAGUGGCAUUGCUUUUCGCUUUGAAGACGUUAAAUCCCUCUUUUACCAUCGAAAAGUAAAAGUGCCAGAAGUACAGCAUCUAACUAUAAAUUUUAGGACCCACUCAGGUAUCCUAAGACUAGCGUCAAGUGUUACAGAAUUGCUGAAAAAGUACUUCCCUUAUUCGUUUGAUCAUGACCAUACACUACAAGAGCAAGGUUUAGUAAGCGGGCCAAAGCCUGUUUUGUUACGUACAUGUUCACCUACUGAACUUGCUGUGGCCCUAGCUGGAAAAAAGCAGACAGGGACAAUGAUUGACUUUGGGGCUCACCAAGCAAUACUAGUUCGAACCCAAGAAGCAAAGGAGAACCUCCCAAGAGAGCUCAAAGCUGCCAUUGCUCUAACCAUCUUUGAAUCAAAAGGAUUGGAGUUUGAUGAUGUAUUGCUAUACAAUUUUUUUACAGAUUCAAAGCUCAAAGAAGAAUGGCGCGUUAUAGUCCCUAAAAGUGCUGAAGUUGACUGCGAAAAGCCUCACUACCUCGUGUUUCAAGAGGAAAAGCACAAACUCCUCUGUUCAGAGCUCAAACACCUGUACACAGCCAUCACCAGAGCCAAGGCCAGGCUCUGGCUAUAUGAAUCGAGUGACGACCACCGACCUGCCACGUGGUACUGGAAGAAAAACAGUCUUGUGGAGGAAUUGAUGGUGGACCAAAUCUUUGAAACCGGUGACCCAGAAUCAAGGUCAUCUCCAGAAGACUGGAGGGAAAGGGGAGACGAAUUUAUGCAGCACAAGCUGUGGGAUGUAGCUACAAAGUGUUUUGAGAAAGCCAUGUGCCCACAAAAAGUAAGAGAAUGCGAGGCAUUGAGGUUUUAUCACGAUGCCAGAAACUCCAAAGACAAAGCAGAAAAACGGCAGAGAUACUUAGCAGCUGCUACUGCAUUCCUCAAUUGUGAUAGAAUUGAGCACGCACCAGGAUUACUUCAUCAUGCGGCAAAAUGUCUUUAUAAUGGAAAGUGAUAUGAAGAUGCAGGGUGGCUCUACGGAAAAAUGAAAAAGUUUGAUGAUGCCAUUAAAUGCUGCAUGCAUUCAAAGAAAUUCGAAGACGUUUUUGCAAUAAUGGAGAGGCAAGAAAGGUAUGGAGAAGCUGUCUCUGUUGCAUUUUGUUUUGAAAAAUUUAGGGCCCUGCAACUUGCAAGUAAGUACAUUGGUCAAAAGUGUGUCUUGCGCAGUGAUAUUGACAAGUCUCUAAUCAAAUAUGGGAAGCAACAAGUUAUGAUACACUUGGCAAAGGGUCCAAAAGGGAAAGAAAGAUUACUGACCAUUAUAAAUGUCAUUUCUCCAGAACUACAAGUCAAAUACCUUGAACAAGUGGGAGCCUACGACAAGGCUGUUGUGGUGCUAAAAGAGCUUGGGAAAGUGGAUAAUGCAUAUGAGCUAAUGCUAAAACAUGCCAUGUACAAAGAGGCAUUCGAUCUAGCCAAACAGGGAAAUAAUGUCAAGAAACAGCAGAAGGUUAUACUUUCUGCGGCCAAGUUCAAACUGAGUUCCUGUCCCACUCCCCACACUGAAUUACCUAAUCUUCAACUGGAACUGGAGAGUAUGUGCCAGAGUGAUAAAGUUGCCCCUACUGCUAUAGGAAUAGCUAAUCUUCUCCACUGUAAGAUAACUGGAGACAUUUCAUACUGCCAUGCGGCCUUGAAGCUCUUCCGAGAAGAUAAAUAUACACUGGGUGCAUGUGAGGCACUUGUUCUUCUUUUCCCUAAAGUAGAGAAGGAUAUGCAAUUGGUAGAAACAAUACUCAAUGUGUGUAUUGAAAUCAAUAACAUAUGUUUAUACCUAACGGAGAAAGAAAGAAAUACAGCAUUCGUUUCCCACAUCAUGGAACAAGUUGAAGAACUCUAUAGUGUCGUCAAGGAAAGGGACCAGUAUGUUUUCCAGCUCCAUCAAGACGUUUGGAGUAUUAUGGAGCCAUGGCAAGAAGGCAGCCCCACAGAACUGCACCAACGUGCUCAUGAACUUGGUAGAGCUGUUUCAGAUCAUCUUAAAUUAAACGUUAAGUUGCUAAAAGGCAACAAGGAAUGCUGGAAUGUAAUUCAAAAUGAAAUGGUACGAUAUACGUUUCAUCACAACUUUACAGAACGCCCCUUUGCUAAUAAUGACCCAUUAAAGCUGUUGUGUUACAUAAAGGCAUACUCAAUGGGUCUAGAAAUCAUUUGCCACAACAAUGAAUGUGGUAGCCUUGAAGAAUGGAAAAGGCAUUUUUACAAUCUCAUAAGGUACAAUGGUCUGACUCUGAACAUGAAGCAUUAUGAUGUUAUAAAGCGUUUUCCAAGUGCCCUAAAAAUCCUUGAAGAUCGACUAGAUAAAUUUAUAAGAGCACCUGUAGAUGGUCUUAGCUUGGAUGACUGGAUGGAAGCGUGGAUUCUUUCACAAUCUUUAAAACAAAAUUACUUUGCAGUGUCCCGGCGAGUGCGACCUGUUCGCGUUCAUAAGCUGAGUGCCUCUGAGAUUCAUUUUUAUGUACCAAGUUCUGAUAUUGAUGGAAUAAAACACAAGGUGCCCCAUUUUGGUCAGUGGAUUACGUUCUGUCAGCUGCUUAGGGAAGGAUCUAAGGCACGUAUUGCUGUUAAAAUGCUAAUGAUGUACAUUGAAGUAAUUGCAAGGAGAAUAAGUCUGAAUCGAAAUAUAGUUUGUGUCACGAAUGUGGUUACAAUGCUCAGCAUUUGUGCUAUGAUGUACUAUGCUUUUCACAUCCUCAGUUCACCGCAACAAGCAACAGUUAUAUUCCCCAGAUGCUUAUUGACACAAUGACAUAUUUUGAUCAGAAAAACUGCUUCAAAGAGACAGAUUCCGCACUCUUUCAGUCAUGCUUUGACACGUUCAAGAUAAUUGCCAAUAAUCGUAAACCCUGUGCAUGUUAUAACAUUGAGAGCUGAUGCACAAAAAGGAAUGGAACGUGUUUUCCAGGUGUUCACUGGACUUUAUCGUAAUGGGUUUAAUGUCCUUUAUCAAGCUGUUAAAAAUGAAGAACACAACAAUGUCGUCACUUGCUUGACUUUAGGACUGACACUGUUGGGUAACUUGGCAAUUUCCAGCCGUCACAAACCAUCAGAUUUGGUAGUAUACCAGAAAAGGAUACAAAGAUCCCUCCAGCCUCUGACGGAACGGACUGAUCACCACCUCAAGGGUAUUUGUGAGGCUUUACAAUGUUGCACA